GGCAAGGAGGUACAGUGCUGUAGAGGGAUGGGAAGGAGAGGGAAUACUUCAGAAAUUAUUGUGGAAACUAGCACCCUUUUUUAUUUUUGUCUUGAAUUCCAAGAUAUUGAUACCUAGGUGCCUGACUGGAUGAAGGGUUUUGGUUUUUGGGGGGGUUUUUUGUGUCAGAAUUCAGGAGUUCUUUCCUUUAAAAAAAUAGUGUGGCAGUUGAAGUUAUUUUUGGGAGAGCAGCUUAAUAAUUCCUUAUUAAGCUUUUUCCUUCAGCAGAGUCUGCCUUUUUGGCUAAGUGUGAAUGUGUUCAGCACAUCACUUGAAGUACUUAAGUUCUUUGAACUAAAGGUUAUCAGACUGUACAACAUCAGGCAGUAAAGCCUCACAGUAUUUCUGUACCCAGUGCUCUUGUUCCACAUCUCUGUGCAUCCCAUGAGGAUGGUUUCCAAAGUAAGACAUGCAUUUGGAGUGUUGUAGCUGCCUCACCCAGGGCUGAGCUAUGAAAAGUGAUACCUGAAAGAUGCAGUAAAGCCUGGAGAGGAGAGUGGUGGACCUGCACAGGAACCACCUGUGCUACUCCUUUCCUGUUUUGAUAAUAGAGGGAGGCACAAUCUGCCCUUUUGUGACUAGUGCAGGGGCUUUUGUUCUGCCUGUCUGUAGCAGAAGGGGAUUGAUUGUUGCUCCCCUUGCAGAGGGAGCCCAAGCACCCACAAGGAGCAGGCCUUGCUCCGGUGCUGUGGAGCCCGGUCUCGGCCUGAGGGGGGGAACGAGAGACCACAGCAACCAUGGACUGACUGAAAAGCCCGAUGCUUGUAAAAAUGUGAACUGAAAUACAACACACGGUUCAGAGGUGCUCUCCUGGAGAGCUAAGUUUGGGAGUGCCUGCCACGCUAAAGGCAACAGUUAAAUAUGCAAUGUGUGUUAAUGAGAGAAAAUGGUUCUCCCACAGUGUACAGGUCUCAGGCCACAGAGGGUAUGCUGCUGCCACACUGAAGUUGUGCUGAAAUCCAGUUACUCCUCUUGGAUGUUGAUCUGUUUGUCCUCCCCAGCAUGGCCAGUGCUACCAGCAUUUCUUCACGGUUUAUUCCCACAGUCGGAUAAAGUGUGCAAAGAUCUUGGAAGAUGGAUCCUGAAAUACAGAAGAUGAAGGAAGUUGUCCUUGUCUACCUUGACAGAAGUGGUGGCCUUCAGAAAUUUGUGCAUGAUUGCAAAAAAUACAAUGACUCAAAACAAAGUUAUGCUGUUUAUCGUUUCGUUAUUUCAAUUAAUCCUUCUGACAUUGCUGAAUUGGAUGCAACUCUUGGAAACUAUAUUCUUCAUAAUCCCCUACAAGCUGCACAGAUUUUUCAGUCAGUAUGCUUUGUAGCUAUUAAGACAUUAUCAUUAAUUGAACAAUUGCAGACAGAAGCCCAGAUCAGUAUAUUGCUGAGACCAACACAUUUGCCACCUUUACCGAGUUAUGUUCUGAGUCUUUCUGCAUAUCCCUUUAAUUACACAUCUCAAAGAUUUUACAUGUCUGAAGGGAUAGUGAUUGCAAUGGGAACUGUAACAAAAUACACACAAGGAGCAAGAUUUCUUUGUACUGAGGAAACCUGUCCAUUCUCUGAAGGGUUUAGGUGCAUCAGAGUGCAUUGUCCUGGAGCUACAGAGUCUGCUACAGUGAGGACUGAUUUUGUGUGUAGUUUGUGUUCUUCACCACUGCAGGAAGACAUGAAAUUUAGAGUACUUGGUGAUAAACAAAUAGUUGAAAUGAUUGAUGCUAAAAUUCUGAAUGCUUUGAAAGGAUAUUCCAUUGAUAAAUCACACUUUAGGAUUCAGGCAUUUACAUUGUUCUUGAGAGACGAACUGGCCAAUAAAAUGACAAUAGGAAACCACUACAGGAUUAUAGGAAUUCCAGCUUGUGUACAAAAUGGCCUACAAAUGACUGCAUGUAUAGAAGUCAACAGUGUACAGCUCUAUAAACCAAAUGAUUCUUCUUUUGUCAGUGACAAUUUUAAGUAUCUGCUCUCACUGACUUCAAGUUCACGCUGGAGGUUUAGUGCUGUCCUGGCCAACAUCUUUGCUUCUCAAGUUGUUCCACCAGGCACUUACAAUACUCUUAAACUUGCAAUAUUGCUGAGUCUAGUACAGACAUGUGAAAAAGAAAAUGCAGAUUAUCUGGAUCUCUUGAUUAUGACAAGUGACACGCUAGUAAUUGACAGGCUUCUGAAUUACAGCUUAUGCCUUCUGCCCCGUGGCAUACGACACCCACCUUCCGGUGACAUUUUUCCUUCUGUGUCCAAAGAUAAACAUGGAACUGGAAGUGCCAGUAUUCAAGCCUGCAGCGCUGUGCUGGCCAAGGGUGGCAUCUGUUGCAUAGGAGACUUAAGUUCAUAUAAAAAGGAUAAACUUGAACUUCUACAGUCUGUGCUAGAGAGCAGAACAACAACAGUAUUUAUUCCUGGGAAGAAGUAUGGAGAAGAGGCUGACCAACAAGUCACUGUUUCAGUUCAGACCAACUUUUGGUCCUUUGUAGAUGUGGACUCUUCCUCAAAGAAACAUAUACAAAAGGAGAACUUUCUAAUUGGACAGAUGGAUGUGAGUUUGAUUCCAGUUAACCUUGUAGAUGGUUUUGGGCUCUUGAUCUACAAUGAGUUUCCUUCCUGUCGCCUGUCUUCUCCUGUUGUGCAUCAUACCUUGAAAAAAGCCAUUAAUCCUGAAGCCAUGCUGUACAAAGCCUCACAGCAGUUCAGAACACAGGAUUAUGAGGAGUUUAUUUUGUAUGCUAGGAAUCUUCAUGUUGAACUGAGUUCAGAAGCAGAAAGUCUCAUUCAGGGCUAUUAUCUUGCAAGUCGCAGGGUGAGAAGAGAUUCCAUUCAUGGAUCAACAUUAUCAGCCUCUGCACUAAAAAUCCUGAUUUCACUGGCUAAGGCUCAUGCCAAGCUCAGCUUAAGGCAGAGAGUGCUUGAGGAAGAUGCAGUGAUUGCCAUCUUGUUACUCGAGUCAUCGCUGACCCUAAAACAUGGCACAUCUGCACUAUGUGUAGCACCAAAUCCUGUAUUUCCAUUUGACCUCAGUGAUGAAAACGCCCUGCAACAGAGAGAUAUUUACCUCAUGCAGUGUCACCAUCAACUGCUGAAGUUUAUUGCUGCCUAUAGCCCAGGAACUCACAUUAACACUAAUGAAGAGUAAAAACUCCACUCUAAGUAAAGCCUGAGGCUUUGGCUUUUUGAAGGCUACAGAAAAAAAAUCUAAAAAAUUACUAAAAAAAAAAUCCAAAAAAAUUAGAAAUCCAAAAUUACUAAAAACAGAAGACAGUUCAGUGAUGUUUUACCAAGGUCAGCUGACAGGACCUGAAUUACAAGUUUUGUGAGUUGUUUGAAGGCAGGAGGGAAGUCUUCAUCCUGGAAAGCCAUGGCUUCAGAAUACAGUCCCAACUAGAACUUCUCUUCCUGGCUACCACUCUCCAUUCACAGCUAAGCAAGGAGUGAUUUAGCAUUCAGGAUUUUUACUGAGACUGCAAGUAAAAAUUAAAUCACCAGUUCAGAAUCUAUGUUUCAUUUCAGCAACCUGAAUGCUACAGGCUUUUUUGCUGCUUCCUUUCAAAUGUAUCAUCCAAAUGGUUACGGAGUUUUAGCAUUAAAAAUCUUCUUUUCAUAGUUUAAGUCAGUCUUUACUUAUUCAUGGUGUAUAUAUUUUAAAAUUUAUAAAAGUAUUGCCAUAUUGCUUCAU
Molecule: messenger RNA, 3702 nt
Organism: Passer domesticus (house sparrow)
Lineage: Eukaryota; Metazoa; Chordata; Aves; Passeriformes; Passeridae
Gene: MCMDC2
Product: minichromosome maintenance domain containing 2
Exons: 16
Coding region: 1114-3162 (682 amino acids)
Biological process (GO): double-strand break repair via break-induced replication
Molecular function (GO): ATP binding; single-stranded DNA helicase activity; DNA binding
Source: RefSeq, a predicted model, not a curated record